AUGCUAGAUGAUUUACCAAGUUAUGAUUAUUACAUUCCAUCGGAAUGUUAUAUAACUGCAUUUGAAGACUCACAUUCAACAAAUUCUACAUCAAAAGCAUUACCUACAAUUGAUGUUCUCUUCCCAAAUGGUCUUGUUGCUUGUAUUAAACGUGAACAAAUUCAAACAUUAGCUGAUAUUCGUCAUAUACUACACAAUGAUUAUGCUGUAACAUGGCCAUUUCAUUUUCUUUCCAUAACACAUACAUUUACAAAUGAUACAGACGAUUUACUCUUAGAUGAACAACAAUCAUUUGAUACACUUGGUCUUGUUUAUCCAUUUGUACGUGUCAGUGCAAAAGGUGAACUACCAUCACCAUUAUGUAAAUGGUUAUCAUCAAUUGAUCAAUCUGAUAUGGAAUCCUUAACACAAUUUAUUGAACAAUUAGUUGAAUGGCGUGAUACAACAAUUCCACAAGAAAUUCUUCAUGCACCACCAUCUAUAUCUCAAACAAUUUUAUCAAAUAUUGAUUCAUUUUUAGUUUAUGUUGAACGAAGAGAAACAUCUUUUAGUUGUACACAAACAACCACAUGCCAAGAAUUAAUUAAACGUAUUCUUAAUGAAGAGAAUAAAUCAAUACUAGAAUAUUAUAAUGCAUCAACUGAGCCAAUGUUAAAAUUUUCUUAUCGUAAUGAAUUUUUAUUAAAAUCAGAAUCUUAUCCAUUACUUCAAUAUAGUUAUAUUCAAGAAUGUUUACAAAAAAAUAUUCAAAUAAAUUUACAAUUAAUUUAUAUUGAAUUACCAAAAAAAAGUAAAAAAAUUGGACAAACUAAUAAUAAUAAUAAGAAUAAUAAUAAUACUGAACCCGAUAUAUUUCAAUCAACAACAAAACGAAAUAUACCAAUAAAUAAUAAUAAAGAAAAUGAUUCAGAUCAGCAAUUAUUAUCUAUGCAAUCAUCAUCAUCGCUAUUUAAAUUUAUUUUUCGUCUUCGACCAUCAGCAAAUGCUAAACAAACAUUAUUUCAACUUCAUUCAGGAAUUUAUUAUGGACGUCGAUGUUUAUUUUCAUUUGAACCAAUUACUUGGAAUAAUACAUGCAUUGAAGAAAUGAGACAAACUACAACAUUACCUAUUGCUAGUAUAUUACCUGGUACUCUACUUUGUUUUGCAUUAACAAAUAAACAAUCAGAAACAUAUUUUCUUAAUGUUAGUUUAUUUCGUUCAAAUGGUUUUCUAUUAAAUGGUUCAUAUGAAUUCACAUUUAACUUAGUUAAUCCAAUACAAAAUAUUGCAAAUACAAAACAUCUUUAUCCAGAUGGUUUUAUUGGUUCAUCAUAUAUUGAAUCACCAGUAUAUAAAUAUGAAAUAAAACUUACAUUUGAUUCUCAACCAUAUAGAUUUUAUCAUAAUGAAGAAAUUUCAGAAAAAUUAACUCAUAUUAAUAUGCGAACACCGACAGCAGUAACAACAGCUAAACAACAACAUCAUCAUGAAUCAGGUGAUGAUGUUGCUAAUGCAGAAGCACUGAAUUAUUUACUUGGUACUCUCAAUGAUGAGACACAAUAUAUGGUGCAAGAACCUUCUUGGCUGUCUGAUUGUUCAUCAGCACCUAUAGAUGCUCUUCCAUGUGUUCUUCAUUCCAUUCUUGCUGAUAUUCAUCGUUCAAUACUUGCCGGUAAUAAUUAUUAUAAUACUGCACCAGUUUAUGACAAAUUAUUUUCAAUGUAUAAAUUAAUUGAUUUAUGGCCACCAAUGUCAUUUGAAAUGUGUUUUUUUCUUCUUGAUUGUACAUUACCAGACGCACAUAUACGUUCCUAUGCUGUUUCACAAUUAGCACGUUUAUCUAAUCAUUUAUUUCUUUUUUAUUUACCACAAAUAAUUCAAGCUGCAAUACAAUUUGAACAUUAUAUUGAUACACCAUUAAUACGUCUUAUUCUUAAACGAGCAUUAUGUCAUCGUGGUAUUGGUCAAAAAUUAUUUUGGACAUUAUUAAAUGUUAAUACACGUAAUGGUCGUGUUAUGUUUGAACUUUAUAAAACAUAUUGUGGUUUAACAAUAUCAAAUGAUUUACAAACUCAAGUAACAUUAACAUUAAAAUUAAAUACAAUUAAUCAAAAAAUAAGAUCAACGAAUGUAAAAGAUGCACCAAGUAUGAGACAAGCUUUACUUGCACGUUUACGUGAUUCAGAUAAAAAUUCAUGGCGUUGUGUAUCACCAUUAGAUACAGGUUGUCUUCUUGGUUCAUUAUUAAUUGAUGAAUGUCAUGUAUAUGAUUCAUUUAUGCGACCAUUUAAACUUGUUUGGGAAAAUGCAUUAAAUCCUACACAUGAACAUUUUGAAUUAAUCUAUAAAAUAGGUGAUGAUUUACGACAAGAUGUAUUAACAUUACAAAUAUUUCGUUUAUUUGAUUCGAUUUGGAAAACAAAUAGUAUCAAUAAUACAAAUGAAGAUUUAUUACAACUUCAAAAUCUUCAUAUGACAUUUUAUGAUGUUAUGUGUACAAGUGAUACAACAGGAUUUAUUCGAAUUGUAUCAAAUGCAUAUACAAUAUUAAAUAUUUAUCAUAAAUUUAAUACAACAACAACAAUGAAACGUAAUGUAAUUUAUGAUUGGUUAGUUACUCAAAAUAAUACUGCACAUAAACUUCCAGUCGGAAAAACAACACGUCGAACUAAUACUAUUGGAAUAACAGGUGAUACAUCAGAAGUAACUGUACCGAAUAAUGUUCUUGUGAAAUUUCGAAGAUCAUGUGCAGCAUAUUGUACUGCUGGUUUUGUUAUGGGUCUUGGUGAUCGUCAUCCAUCAAAUAUAAUGUUAACACCCGAUGGUCGUUUAUUUCAUGUUGAUUUUGGUCAUAUAUUAGGUGAUUAUGUUAAAUUUGGAAAUAUAUUUCCACGUGAAACAACAAGUAUUGUUCUUGUUGAACCAUUUCUUUAUGUAAUAAAUAAUCGUACACAGAAUGAUACAGUUGAUUAUCGAGAUUUUAUUCAAAUAUGCUUAGAAACAUUUCGUCUACUACGUGAACAUGCAACAUCAUUAUUUGGUUUACUUUAUUUAAUUAUUUAUGCACGUUUACCAUUAUUGAACAGUAUAUCAAAUUUGAAUUAUUUACGACAAUCGUUAUUUUUAAUUGGAGAUAAACCAUAUGAAACAAAACAUGCUAUAAAAGCAUAUAAAAGAAAAAUUCUAUCAGCACAAAAGGAUACAAGACGAUUUUUAGAUUGGAUUGCACAUGCUUUUGUUCAUAAACCACCACGAUAG
Rotaria sp. Silwood1 is the source of this 3240-nucleotide messenger RNA. Lineage: Eukaryota; Metazoa; Rotifera; Eurotatoria; Philodinida; Philodinidae. The record is from the annotation of a GenBank genome assembly.